AUGUCCUCUGCUCCUCUGAGAAAACCUCCGGCUCCACAAAAUGUGAGCUCCCGUGCUCCUUCCAAAGACACGAACGGCGGCCUGGCUCGAACUACGCCGCCCAAGAAGAAGAGUUACGCAUCUGAAGGAGUUACGGACAACGAUGUUUUCCUCCUCCCAGUCUCCGAUUAUCAGAUGAUGGCUUUAUUGACCAUCGUGGCCGCCGUGGUUCGCUUGUUCAAAAUCUACCAACCCACCAGUGUCGUUUUCGAUGAAGUCCACUUUGGAGGCUUCGCGACAAAGUAUAUCAAGGGCCGAUUCUUCAUGGACGUUCAUCCCCCUUUGGCGAAACUUCUAAUCACGCUCGCCGGCUGGGCCGCAGGUUUCAAAGGAGAUUUCGACUUCAAAGACAUUGGAAAGGAUUAUCUCGAGCCCAAGGUUCCCUACGUCUCCAUGCGCUUGCUUCCUGCCAUUCUCGGUGUCCUUACGAUACCCACUAUAUUUUUGACCUUGAAGGCGACCGGAUGCAAGACAGUGACCGCUUCCCUGGGAGCUGCACUGUUGAUCUUCGAAAACGGCCUCGUUACGCAAUCUCGACUCAUUCUUCUCGACUCGCCAUUGGUUAUUUGCACGGCUUUCACCGUGCUGGCUUUUACCUGUUUCUCGAAUCAACACGAACUCGGACCUGAACGAGCCUUUGACGUGAGCUGGUGGUUCUGGCUGGCGGCCACAGGCCUGGGUCUCGGUGCAACGGUCAGUGUGAAAUGGGUCGGUCUCUUCACGAUCGCCUGGGUGGGCAGCCUGACCAUCCUACAACUAUGGGUGUUACUCGGCGACAAUGUCAAUGUCACUCCAAGGAAAUGGUUCAAACAUUUGUUUGCCCGAAUCUUUUGCCUCAUUGUCAUUCCCACCGCCUUUUAUAUGGGCAUGUUCGGCAUUCACUUCAUCUGUUUGGUCAAUCCCGGCGAUGGAGAUGGUUUCAUGUCCUCGGAAUUCCAAGCGACGCUGAACAACAAGGGCAUGGCUGAUACUCCCGCGGACGUGGCAUUCGGGAGCGAGGUGACCAUCCGACAUCACAACACUCAGGGUGGCUAUCUCCACUCUCAUCCACAUAUGUAUCCUGGAGGCAGCAAACAACAACAAAUUACCCUUUACCCCCACAAGGAUGAGAACAACGUGUUUCUGCUCGAGAAUCAAACCCAGCCGGUGACCGCCGAUAAUGUUACCAUUCCAGGCCCACGGGCAUGGAGCAAUCUGACCACUGAAUGGAUCAAGGAUGGCGACAUCAUCAGACUCUACCACAUCAUGACCCAUCGCCGCCUUCAUUCGCAUGAUGUCCGACCCCCCGUGACCGAAGCCGAAUGGCAGAAUGAAGUCACGGCGUAUGGCUACGAAGGAUUCGAAGGUGAUGCCAACGAUCUUUUCCGAGUGGACAUUAUCAAAUCCAUGUCUGACGGAGAAGAGGCCAAGACCCGGCUAAGGACAAUUCAGACCAAAUUCAGGCUGAUUCACAUCAUGAGCGGUUGCGUUCUUUUCUCGCACAAAGUCAAACUUCCCGACUGGGGUUUCGAACAACAGGAGGUGACUUGCGCGAAAGGAGGCACUCUGCCAAACAGUGUGUGGUAUAUUGAACAAAACUACCAUCCACAACUGGGAGACGACUCUGAAAAGGUCAACUACAGGAACCCUGGAUUCCUGGGCAAAUUCUGGGAGUUGCAAAAGGUGAUGUGGAGAACCAAUGCUGGACUGGUCGAGUCGCAUGCUUGGGACUCUAGACCGGGCUCAUGGCCGAUUUUAAGACGUGGUAUCAAUUUCUGGGGCAAGGACCAUCGCCAGAUCUACCUCCUCGGAAAUCCGGCAAUCUGGUGGCCCUCGAGUUUGGCCAUUUUGUCCUACGUCAUCUUCAAGGCCAUUGCCAUCCUCCGUUGGCAACGCAGUUGCAACGAUUACUCGAACGUCAACUUCAAGCGAUUCGAUUAUGAGAUUGGUCAGACUGUCCUGGGUUGGGCAUUCCACUAUUUCCCCUUCUACUUGAUGGCGCGUCAAUUAUUCUUGCACCACUAUUUCCCGGCCCUCUACUUCGCAAUCAUAGCCAUGUGUCAGAUCUUCGACUUUGUUUUCAACCGGAUUUCGUCGUUAGGAUUGAAACCGUAUCCCGAGAUCGGCCGUACCCUCGCGGCCCUUUUUGUCGCCUUCGCCAUUGGAGUGUUUACCAUGUAUGCUCCCUUGAUCUACGGCAAUCCAUGGACACAGGAUCAAUGCAGGACGGUCAAAUUAUUUGAUACAUGGGACUUUGACUGCAAUACUUUCCACACAGAUUAUGCCAAAUAUUCGACACCCCUUCCGUCGCUGGGAGAGGCUACCCCGACCGUCCCAUCUGCCCAAGUGGACUCUGGGAGGAAAGAUGAUCCUUCCGCUGUGACUCCGCACGUUGGGGAACCAAAUGUGAUCAGCUCAGAGGAGCGCGUUGAAUACCGCGAUCAAAAUGGAAAUCUGUUGGAUGAAGCACAAGUAGCCGCUCUGUUGGCCGAGGGCAAAGCUUCUUUCCAAACCAAAUACGAGACCCGUACGAGAUUAGUGGACGAGGACGGGAACGAAGUCAAUUCUUCUGGAGUGGCACCGGAUCAUCCAGAUGUGGACGGACAAAAUCCAUCAACGAAGGGGACACCGGAAGAACAAGCGAGGAACCAACCCGCGGAUGCCAAAGCAGGGGGAUCGGUAAAGAAGGGCAAUAACGGAAAGGCAAAGCCUGCAAGUGAUGCCAGUGAGGGGACGAAAUAG
Rhinocladiella mackenziei CBS 650.93 is the source of this 2760-nucleotide messenger RNA. RefSeq lists its product as uncharacterized. NCBI's taxonomy places the organism in Eukaryota, Fungi, Ascomycota, Eurotiomycetes, Chaetothyriales, Herpotrichiellaceae. Gene Ontology annotation, biological process: protein O-linked glycosylation via mannose. Gene Ontology annotation, cellular component: membrane; endoplasmic reticulum. Gene Ontology annotation, molecular function: dolichyl-phosphate-mannose-protein mannosyltransferase activity. The transcript is spliced from 3 exons. The record is from RefSeq and is a predicted model, not a curated record. The coding region runs from base 1 to 2760 and encodes 919 amino acids.